Pocillopora meandrina is the source of this 3366-nucleotide messenger RNA. The record is from the annotation of a GenBank genome assembly. NCBI's taxonomy places the organism in Eukaryota, Metazoa, Cnidaria, Anthozoa, Scleractinia, Pocilloporidae.
GAAUUACAAAAUUGCCGAAGCAGCAGGCCUUUAAGGCGAGCCUCGGAUACGUUGCUAAGAGUGGAUUCCCCAUCUACAUCAGUAUCGUCAGAAGGUUCGGUGGAAAGUCAAUCAAUGCUCCACAGCGUCGCGUUAAUCGACGCAAGAAACAUGAUGGACCGGAGUCGGCAUGGAGGAACUUUUAGAAGACUUGGCUCUAACGAAAGACUACGCUCUCAGAUUCCUCGAGGAGGAACAAAAGGCAAAUCGAAGCGAGCUGUGCAGAGGAAAGGUAUCAAAGAAAAACCUUUUGAGUUUGCUCUUCUAAAUUCCAAGGAAGAUGAUACAGAAGAUGAUUUUUUGAAGAAAGAGAUGGUCGUAGAAAGGGGCAUGUUUACACUCAGUGAACAAGACUGCGAAGCGCAGGUCAGAGAAAAGAUCGCAUCAACCUUGAAAGAAAAAUACAGUGUUAUUGGACCCAACGAUUUUGAAUUCGUGAAAGCAACUCAAAAAAGAAUCAGUGUCCUGCAUCUAAGCAAAAAAACCGAGUAUAGUUACGAUGUAGUGAAGAAAUUGGUUUGCCAGUGUCUGUUGUAGAUCAAGAUUCAAGUGGGCUUUGAAUUCGUGGUAAACAAAAACCAUGCAUCCAAUUCUGACUCUGAGCUGCUGCAAGUUGGAGCCCAGGAGACUAGCACCGUCCCCAGCAACUCUAAUGGAACUUCUGGCAUAGUCCCUGGCACCUCUGAUGGAACUUCUGGCAUUGUCCCUGGCACCUCCAAUGGAACUUCUGGUAUUGUCCUUGACACCUCUGAUGGCAAUUCUGGUAUUGUCCCUGGCAACUCUAAUGGCAGUUCUGGCAUUGUUCCCAAUGUCUCUAAUGGAACUUCUGGCAUCGUCCCCAGCACCUCCAAUGGAACUUCUGGUAUUGUCCUCAGCACCUCUAAUGGUAAUUCUGGUAUUGUCCCUCACGGCUUAGCAGACAACCCUGGCAUCUCUGCUCUCCAUAACAGCCAUGUACAACAAGAGGAGGAGCAGAAAACAGAAAGUCCAUAUGAAUUCUUUAGCCGAGUUGUAAAUGAGUUCCCAGAAGACAUAAUGGAACCAACUGAGAUGCUUAGAUAUCUGCAGAAGAAAAUUGUUUCUGGAAGACCACUAGAGGUAACCAAUUCAUCACGAAUCCUAGAAGGAGAGACCAAUUUUAUAACUGUAGAUAGAAAUAAUAUUCUGGAAACUACAUUUGAGGAACUAAAGCAUGUAGCUGAUCCUAGGGUCACCUUUGAAGUUCAGUUUUAUGGUGAGCAAGCUGUUGAUAGUGGUGGGCCUCGCAAGGAAUGGAUCAGACUAUGCAAUCAAAAGAUUAAAGACAUUUACUUUGAUAAUGGCCUCAAAGAGCACAUGUCUGAAGAUUACUAUUACAUUGGUCAAAUGGUCUGUAUUGCCCUGCUUCAAAAUGGCCAGUUGCCUGUGUACAGACCUGAAGAAAUACUGCAGGCAAUUUUUGUUGAAGAUCUGGAACUGCCUUCUUGUGUCAGGGAGCUCAAAGGUGGAAUGGAUACUUUAGGAAUUCCCAUGUUUGGAAGGAAAUUUCCUAUGCUUCUUUAUCUUCUGACAUGACAACUCCAUAGCGGAUUAAACGUGAACCUCAAAAAUUGAGGUUGUUAAGUAUUCAUAUAUUCAGGCUAUUGUUCUUUGUCAUUACUUAUUCAUUCCGAUGAGUUUGCCGACAUGCCGGCAUGCUUCCGAAGAUCGUGAAGAGCGCAACUUCUUUGAUGUAGGUGAGAUAUUUUUCUUUUGUUAAAAGAUGAAAUAAACUCUCCUGGGAAUCUGCUUGCAAUUGCGUUGUCCGAUUUGCUGACAACUUUCGCUUUUGUCCAAAUUCCUAACUGAUCGACAGCUUCGACAGAAUUGCCAACACUAAACUCCAUCGCGACAAUAAACAACACGGUCAGAUCACAACAAGUUCAUUCGAACAAGACGAAAGUUGUGAAAGAAUGAACCGCCAGCGUGCGAACACGAGCACUAUUUAUGACACGCAAUAUUUACAUAAUAAAGAAGUAGUUUAAUUCAAGUGCACUCAUUCGGAUCAAAACAAAACGAUCAGCGCUCGAAAUGAUAAACUAUUUUCGCUUUUGCUCUUCGCAGUGAUUACAACAACUCGUCCAAGAUCCAUUUUUUAAUCCUAAAAACAUAUUAAGGCUAAAAAUACACCGUGAAUAGAAACUAAAUCCAUUCAAAUGAUUGCAGUUUAUCGAUCUCGAGUUCAUUCAUCUCAAGACAAUGUAAACAAAAGGAUACAAGAUCACAAGUCUGUUCGCGCAAGGUAGCUUAAUUACACUAUUGUCCAAGUCUUUUGAAGUACCUUCCGCAGUUCCUUUGGUCUUCUUCCAAAAUAUCUCACCUUUUUCGAAACGAAUAAAACCGAAAUCAUUCGACACGUUUUCGGCAGCCACCGAAAGCAAUGCCCAAAGGAAUAAAUCGAGCCUUCGAGGUAAAAAGUCCAGCGGUGUCACCCAUUUCAGUAAGUCACAAAUAAUCCGGGCUGGAGUCGUAAUGGAGGCCAUCUAGCAUUAUCAGUUUAUCAGUUCGACGUCUUUUGUUCUUGUUGAAACCAGAAUUCUCAGAGGAAGGAUCCAACAUGCUCAUUCAUGAAACAGCUAUUUAUAGCAAAUUUGUGAAAUAUGUUAGAGAUGUGUCAAGUGGCUGCAGAGUUGUCACCCUUGGAAACAUCCUUGAAUUUGUCACUGGAACAAGUGAAGAACCACCCCUUGGUUUUGCAAAGACACCACAAAUUCACUUUCCAGUAGCUGAAGUGAAAGAGCCCAUGACUACAGAUGAGGUAAUAUAUAAGCAUUAGGUACAGGUUUGGGUAGUUUUUGAAAAGUUUUUUUACAUAGGAUUGCAAAUAUAGCAGGUAAAAUGUGCAAAACUGGGUGUGGUGAUGAAAGCAUUUAACAUAAUUUAAGUUACACUGACUUGUAAAAGCCAAUAUUAGCAGUCAACAUGCCUUGGAACACACUCCAAACAAAUCCAUUUCUUGUGUUGAAGGAAACUUUUAUAUAUUAUUUUAUCUUAUUAUACAUACAGAACAUCUGUGUAUAAGUUACUAAUAAUCAUGAUUGUCACUUUCCGAUUGAUCUCUUUGUACUACUUACUUGUACAUGGUUACAGCUAUCACAAACGAUUUUCUUUUUGCACUAGGGAACUGGGCAAUCAGAAGAACCACCUCAAAAGAAAAAACCCAUUUGGCAUUUCGUGCCAACUUGUCAUACCUGUUCAAACACAUUGGAUUUGACUAGAGAAAAUGCAGUUUUACACCUCCCAUCAGAUAAUGAACCGUUCAAACUGUAUGACCUAGCUUUCAAGAAUAGCUAUUUCGGUGUUAUGUAG